This is a messenger RNA of Ictalurus furcatus (blue catfish), 5294 nucleotides long. RefSeq names its product proline rich 11 (gene prr11). Bases 1261 to 2232 code for a protein of 323 amino acids. The record is from RefSeq and is a predicted model, not a curated record. The transcript is spliced from 9 exons. Lineage: Eukaryota; Metazoa; Chordata; Actinopteri; Siluriformes; Ictaluridae.
CAUAUCUAAAAAACUAAAAAACUAAACUUCAACUGUACUCCAAAAUUUUUGUAAUUAGGAGCACAAGAAAGAAAUUGUUACCAUAGAGCCCUGAUUCGACUUGAGUAAUUGCUAAUGCAUAUGACACUUUAAUGUCAAUAAAAAAAAAAUAGUAAACUGGACAAAAUCCGAGCAGACUGGAUAAAGGAAUUAGGGGUGCACAUAUUAGAAGAAACCUGGAAUAGUGCACUAACUAGAGUAAAUGGAACAACCACUUGUACUCACCUAUGUAUAAUUCAGUGUACGGUCCUUAACAGACUCUACUACAGAAAGGCAAGGCUGUUCAAGAUAUAGUCACAUGUGACUGAUACAUGUGACCAAUGUCACUCUACAAAAGCAGACUUUGUCUGAGGCAUUUAGUAAGGAAAUCAGGCCUUGUUUUGAAAUGUCUGUUUUUGGAGUACAAGAGUAUUGUCAUGUCCAAAAUGUGUCAGGACACUUAUGAUUUUGCUGGUCUCUUGGUCCAAAAAAGAAUACUACUUGAAUUAAAUAUUCACCCAAAGGAUCAAAGGAUGCUUUUCAUAGCAAGCCAGUCUGCCAGGAAAUGCAACCUUAGUUACAAAAGGUUGAGAACCUCUGGUUUAGUACAGUACAAUAACGAAAGUGUGCCAUUUGAAAGGAUACUACACAGCAAAAUCGCCAGUGUUGAUUUGGACUCUAAUGACCACUCUGGGUGUUAAUUCAACACUAGGGAUUUUACUGUGUACCCUAAAAUUCACACCCUAGACGACAGAGUGUAUAGUGCAUAGUUUAAGUAGUGUAUAGUAUAUCAUUUGGGACACACUAACUGUUUAACGCAGGUAUAAUGUAGGUGAGAACAGGAACUACUGGGUCUCUCGGACGUUCCACAACUUUAAACCUAACCGUAAAAUGCGCGACGUGUCAUUCAUUAAUAAAGUAAACACCCGACGGAGUUACCGUUAAACAGAUAUUUAGCGUUGAUUUCUAAAUAUAGAUUUAAGAUUUAUUUUUGUAUUGGAGAGUGAUAGCGGAAUUUAAUUUAGCUUCGUUUAUCUACUAGCGAGAAUCAGGCUUUAACUCUUUAACUGGUUUACUCUGUUGAUGCGGUAACCAAUAAAACGCCACUUGGUGGAGGAGAGCGAAACUUCACUAACCAAUCAGAAGGUGCAGAUCGCGGAGCUGUUUGUAAAGCGCUCUCUGGUUGGCUAAGAAGAAUUCCGGAAGUAUUUUUGAAAAUCCAGCGGUGGACAUCUGCUUAGAAUGGCUGGUUUCGGGCGACUAAGCAGACACUUUCAGAAGCGUAGGAAAAAGAAUGGCAGCAGCCGACUUCUGGCCAUGAAGGCCAAGCAGUCAUUAACUCCAUCAUGUGACAGUCAAGUAAACGUUAAAAAGAAUUCAGUUGACAGAACAAAGGUGGAGCUGGUUGUAAAGACCUGUAAUAAGAACACUGAGAGACUAUCCUUCUCUCCAAGAAGCGGAAGGUUGUUGAAUGCAGUUUGGAAAGUUAUGCAGCAAUGUCAGCACAGAAUCAGUCAGAUCUGGACUGGAUUUUGCAGUGUUUUAUUUUUCUGGAGAUUUCAUGCCCAGAGAGUGGAAAUUCUUCAUCAGAAGGUGGAGGCGCUUCAGAAGGAAUUACAGCUGCUGCGUACUAAUGCUCUGUUAUCUCCUGAGUCAAGAUGCUCCGGCUGCCAUGGUACAACUGUUGCACCACCUAUUGCUCUUCUUCCCUCCCCACCACUUCCACCUCCUCCUCCACCUCCACUACCACCACCAGCUAUUCAAGUGCCACAGAGACUGCCUUUAGUAUCUAAAAGCAGGACCAGUCACUCAUCAUUGCAGGAGAAGGUUGAUCGAUGUGUUGCUGUAACUCUUAAGGAUCUGCAGGCAGUGCAGCUAAGAAAAGUAACUGCUAAUAAUAAAGUUUUGAUGUCACCGGAUGGAAAAAGAGCCCCCAUGGUCACUCUAGCAGACCUACAGAAGGUCAGUUUAAGACGUGUUCAGUGCAGCUUCCGCUCGACAAAGAGGCAUAGCCCUGGCAGAUCAUCAAGCAAAAGCCCCAUGAAACUACGCUUCCAACUUAGAAAAAUCCCAAUUGACCGCGCUCCAAGUGAUACACCACUGUGUAAUAAAGAAAAUGUUGAGAAGUAUUCACACAUUAGUGCACUAAUUAACAAUGUUUUGGAAAACAACUGCCAGGUAAGUAAUUUUAAGCUACAACAAAUACGUAUAUAAUCAAAAUGUGUUAGCAUUCUUCAAUUAGAUCUUGUUUUAUUCUUGUUAUUACUUGUACAGGGUGCUUUUCCUGGAGGAUCAUAACCACUGUAUGCCAUCAGCUGAAAAUGGGACAUCAAGAAAGCAGACAUUUCAAUGAUUUAUUGUGCUCUCACUGAGUAUUGUAUAGUCCCCUUUGAAAGUAUUGGAAGAGCAAGGCCAAUUCUAUUGUUUUUACUAUACAAUGAAGACAUUUGAGUUUGAGAUCAAAAGACAAAUAUAAAACAAUAGAUGAGAAAUUAAGCUUUCAUUUCCUGAUAUUUAUCUAGAUGUUAAACAACAUGCACCAACAUGGUACCUUUGUUAGCAGAUCACCCAAUUUUUAGGUAAGCAAAGGUUCUAGAACAGAAAGACUUAAAGUAAAUAACACUUAAUAUUUGGUUACAUAUCACUUGCUUGCAAUAACUGCAUCAAGAUGGUGAUCCACUGACAUCAUCAAACUGUUUCUUUUUUUCCAGGCUUUUACUGCAGCUUCUAUCAGUUGUUGUUUGUUUUGGGGCUUUCUCCCUUCAGGAUGUGAAAUGCAUGCUCAAUUUGUUUAAGGUCUGGAGAUUGACUUGGCCAAUCUAAAACCUUCCACUUGAUGAAGUUCUUUGUUGAGUUGGCAGUCUGUUUUGGGUCAUUGUCUUUUUGCAUGAUGAAGUUCCUCCCAAUUAGACUGGUUGCAUUUCUCUGUAAAUUGGCAGACAGAAUGUUUCUGUUGAUUUCUGAAUUCAUUCUGCUGUUACCAUCAUGAGUUACAUCAUCAAUAAAGAUUAGUGAGCUCAUUCCAGAAGCAGCCAUGCAAGCCCAAGCCAUGACACUACCUCCACCAUGCUAGACCGAUGAGCUUGUAGGUUUUGAAUCAUGAGCAGAUCCUUUCUUUGUCCACACUUUGGCAAGUUCAUCACUUUGGUAGCGGUUAAUCCUAAAUAAUACCUAAAUAAAUAAUACCUAAACUUUUGCGACUCAUCUCUGUAUUUCUUUGUGAAUUCCAGUCUGGCCUUGCCGUUCUUACUGCUGAUGUGUUCUUGAGGUUUUCUUCAAAUAGUGGAUCACCCUUGCCCUGUGAAGGCUGUUGGUGAUAUCAGUGACUGUUGUUUUGGGGGUUUUCUUCACAGCUCUCACAAUGUUUGUCAUCCAAACAUAACAAAAUUGUUUAAUUGGCAGUACCCAAUGUGUGUGCAAUGGCUCUGAUUGAUUUCCCCUUUUUUCUCAGCUUCAAAAGGGCUUGAUUUUCUCCCACAGACAGCUGAAUGGUGUUCAUGUUGGUUUAUCCUUAUUAAUAACAAAUUAAUUCUUCACAGGUGAAACCCAGGGAUCAAUACAAGAGUAGAUAUUCAGUGCUAUUAAUUGUUUAAACAAUCUAUCAUGGCACACCUGGGCAACAAGUAACACCUGUCAGUUACAUGUUCCAAUAUAUCUGAUCACUUAAAAAACGUGUGAGUUCAAACAAAAGGUGUCAUGUUCUAAAUUGUUUAACAGAUCUAGAUAUAAAUAUUAGGAAAUGCAAGCUGAAAUUCUGAUCUAUCAUCUCAUGUUCAUCUUUUUAUCUCAAACACAAAUGUCUUCAGUGUGUAGCAAAAAUAAAGAAUUGGCCUUGCCAAUCCAAUAUUUUCAGAGGGGGCUGUAUGUUUAUUCUGGUAUAUGGCUGAAUGGUAAAUGACCUAUCGAGACAUGGAUUUACUGUACUGCUAUAUUAUCCAUUAAUGCUAAUAGUAAUGUUUUUUGUUUUUUCUUGCUUAAAGUUCAAGUGAUAAAAUGUAUAUAUUGGAACUGCACAUGGAAUACGGUUCAUGCUAAAACAUGUUUUAAUGCCAGGAUCUAUAUUGGGUGGCUAUGCUGGCCCUCCCUCCUUAUAGAAUGCUACACCAACAAUUUGGAAAGGAACACUUUUCACAACAACCCUCCCCAAGGUGGCCCAAUUUUGGCAAAGUGUGUUGGCCUUGGUAGCACAGUGGACAAAAUUACAUCAGGCCGAUGUUGCCCUCCUAAAUAAAAGCUGCCUCGGUCUGACCAGCUACCAGCUAGCACACAGGCCACUCUGGUCAAGCUGGUAGAUGGAAACGGUUACUAAGUUACAGCUAAAAAUGUAAAGUCAUAGACAACUUGUUUUAAUGAAGAUAAGACUGUAGUAAAGUGGAAAAUCUCAAACAUUUAUUGAUCAUUUUAGACAAGUAAUAAGGCAGCUGGAAAAUAUCUUACACGCUGACAAAAAUGACCUACCAGUUUAACCAGCUCAGCCUGUGUUUUGGCAGCUGGUAUCUGGUCAGACAAAACUAGAUUUCUCAGCACGGUGGCACCCAACAUCAUUAUGCUACCUAGGAAUUGCAGGGCAAUUCAUUUCACAGGGCUGCUGAUGCUGGGACUAACAGAAGCAACACUGGACAAGCUACUCUACUACUGGGCAAAUCUUAAAGAAAGAGCAUGAUUUGCACAACUAAGUAAUAAUAUUUGGCUACAAAUAUGUCAUUUUUCAAAAAAUUGCAUGUAACAGCAUACAAAAUGUUGUUUGUAGUACUUUCCUGAGGCCUUUUCCUUGAAACCUUUUUAUUUACAUAUGUGAAUAUGAUUUUUACUAUGUGUGUAUAUCAUUCCCAAAGUAAAUACAUACUUAAAUAAGUUUGGUCUAUUUUUAUAAUUUCAAGUGAAUUUCCAUCAAUGUAUGUGAAUGGGAGUUUUGGGCAUGUUUGAUCGUCCACUAAGGGAAACCCAUAAGUCCAAUCAUCCAUCCAUCCAUCCAUCUUCUAUACCGCUUAUCCUUCCUUCAGGGUCACGGGGGAACCUGGAGCCUAUCCCAGGGAGCAUCGGGCACAAGGGUACACCCUGGACAGGGUGCCAAUCCAUCGCAGGGAACACUCACAUACACAUUCACACACCCAUUCAUACACUACGGACACUUUGGACAUGCCAAUCAGCCUACCAUGCAUGCCUUUGGACUGGGGGAGGAAACCGGAGUACCCGGAGGAAAUCCCCGCAGCAUGGGGAGAACAUGCAAACUCUGCACGCAAAGCAGAGGCGGGAAUGGAAUGAAAAAGACUUUA